AUGGAGUUACCAGGGUGCAUCGCCGCCAUACUAUGCCGCACAACUCCGUUAGACGUCAUCGUUUCUAAGACCUUCCGCUCCACCGCCGAUUCCGACACUGUCUGGAAUCAUUUUCUCCUUUCUAAUUAUCAUUCCAUUGUUUUCCAGUCUCCUUCUCUUGCCAACGGUCCUUCUAAGAAAGCGCUCUAUCUCGCUCUCUCCGAUCACCCGGUCAUCAUCGAUCAGGGUAAAAGGAAGAGUGGGAAGAAGUGUCACAUGCUUGGUGCAAGAGCUCUCACCAUUGUUUGGGUGACGAUGAGCGUUACUGGCAGUGCAUCGAUAAACCUCCCAGAAUCCAGUUUCUCUGUUUAUGCAUGCUCUCAUAUUGACUUGACUGUUUGA
Messenger RNA from Lotus japonicus, 381 nucleotides. RefSeq names its product F-box protein PP2-B11-like. The record is from RefSeq and is a predicted model, not a curated record. The coding region runs from base 1 to 381 and encodes 126 amino acids. The transcript has 3 exons. Lineage: Eukaryota; Viridiplantae; Streptophyta; Magnoliopsida; Fabales; Fabaceae.